ACGUGAAGAAGGGAGGCGCUCUUUGCACCUGGGACCACCAUGGAGUGCGCCCUGCUGACCAGGGGCGGGCUGGGGGGCAGCACGCUAGCUCUACAGACCCCCAGGGCUACGUUUGCAGAUACACCGGCGCGCCUGCAACAGAAAAGCCUCCUCUUGCGCCAGCAUUCCCUCUUGCAAUCCGGUAGCAGAACCUCAUUCUUGAAGGAAGCCUCUUCUUUCCAUACGGCCAGGCAAUGCCGGCCACUCCUGCGCCGCUCCUCUGUCCGCGGCGCAGUGUCUCUGGCCGCUCCUGAAGCUGGUGUCCCCCCCCCAAAACAGGCAUUGGAGCUUGGUGGGGAAAUUCCGCUGACAGGGCUGCAGCCUGUCGUGAGAAACUUGUCGCAGCCUCUCAAGCUAGGGGUCUGCGCACUCUUGGUGCUGGGAUUGGGAGGAGCAGGGGCUGCAGUCGCAGGGAAAAACUGGAUUUUCGGAGCGAUUGGUGGGGCGGGUGUCGGACUCGGUGCGGCGUUUGCAGUGGAUAAAACGCAUAAGAGCCUGGCAGCCAUAGAACUGCACAAUGCUCUGGUGAAGCACCCAAAUGUACUGAAAGUGAAUAAGGCGGACAUCCACGCGAUAGCUGAGAGGUAUGGCGUCUCAACAAGCGAUGAGAAUUUCACCAAGGAGUUGAAGGGUCUGUAUGAUGCGUACCUCACGAGCAUUCUGCCCCCAGGCAAUGAGAACCUAAAGGGAGAUGAGGUGGAGAAAAUCAUCGCGUUUAAGGACGCGCUUGGGUUGGAGGAUGCAGAUGCGGCGCCCGUUCACAUUGAGCUCGGGCGGCGCAUCCACCGCUCACGUAUGGAGACUGGAGACAGAGAACUAGCCACGGCUGAGAGGAGGGCCUUCCAAAAACUGGUGUUUGUCUCCCAACUCGUCUUUGGAGAUGCCGCCGGGUUCUUACUGCCUUGGAAGCGCUCUUUUGAGGUGAACGACUCUCAGGUUGCAGUCGCCAUCAGGGACAACGGCCUGCGCAUCUUUUCAGAGGAGCUCAAGUCGUUGACAGGCCCUGAUGUUAGCAAGCUCCGGGAGCUGCGGCGGCUGCAGCGCAAGGUGAAGCUUGAUGAUGAGGUGGUGGCCGAGCCGGUGCGCACCAAGCUGCGGGAACUAGGGGAGGGGAACAUUCAGAAAGCGCUGGAGAUUCAGACGGCGCGCACGCGUAUCAAGGACACGGCGGCUGUGUUGCAGAACCUGCGGGACCUGCUGGCCUAUAAUAAGCAGCUGGAGGAUAUACAGAACCAGGAGGAUCCGGACAGCAUCGUGCCAGGCGUGGGUCCAAUCACACUCUCAGGCGGGCAGUACGAUUCGGACCGGACGAUGAAGGAGCUUAAGGAGCUGUACCGGCAGUACCUGGGGGAGGCGCUCAACUCGAAAAAGCUGGCGGACGACAAGGUUGCGGAGCUGGCGCUCCUGAAGAACAUCUUCGGGCUGGGCAACAAGGAGGCGGACGCGCUAACCAUGGAGGUAACCGCGCGGGUUUACCGGCGGCGGCUACGGGCAGCGGUGCAGGACGGGACGCUGGAGGGAGCCGCCAGCAAGGCGGAGUUCUUGGAGGAGCUGUGCGAUGACAUCCGGCUGGAUCCGGACCAAGCGUUCAAGAUCAACGAAGAGAUCUACCGGCAGAAGCUGGAGUCGUGCCUGGAGGACAAGAAGCUGGACGACGAGGACGUGAAGGCGCUGCAGCGGUUGCGCGUGCUGCUGUGUGUGCCCAAGGCCACUGUGGAUGCUGCGCACGACGAGCUGUGCGGCAAGAUUUUCACGGCGGUCAUCGACGAGGCCCUGUCCGAGAGCAUCGACGCCGUCACUCCCCAUGCGCUGGACCUGGUGCACAACUCGAAGCAGAAUUUGCGGCUGGAUCAGGACAUGGCAGUCAACAUCCUCAGCAGAGCGGUUCGUGCCAUCUUUUUGUCGUACAUCAAGCGCGCUCGUGCGCAGCCCAACCGGCUGGAGACGGCCAAGGAGCUCAAGAAGAUGGUCUUCUUCAGCAACAUGGUCGUGCGGCCGCUGCUCGAGGACGUCAAGGGCCAGAAGAUCGACAUCCAGGCGGAGCUGAAGGCGCUGGAAGCGGCGCCCGAGGAGGAGGAAGAGGAAGAGGAGAUCCUGGAGGAAACCGACGAGGAGAAGGCCCUCCCCAGCUCCCUCCGCAAGUCGCUGGUCGCCGCCAAGCGCGAGCAGCGCAAGGCGCAGAAGGGCAAGGGCGGAACCAUGAAGGCCCAGAAGGACAUCAACGUGAAGGACGAACUGGAGCUGCCGUACCGCCAAGAACUGUACCGUGGGUUCCUGCUUUACUGCCUGUCCGGGGACGUGGUCACGCUGCCGCUGGGCGCGCAGAUCGUGAUCGACCGCGACGAGAGCGAGUUCGUCCGGCUCGCGCAGCUGGGCGACAUCCUGGGGCUGUCGCCGGCGGACGUGUCGGGGGUGCACAAGGGCCUCGCGGAGCAGGCGUUCCGCACGAACGCGCAGAACAUUUUGAGCGAGGGCAUGCUGACGCCCGAGAAGAUGGAGCGGCUGACGAAACUGCGCGAGCAGCUGGGCCUCACCGAGGAGAUGGCUAACGCCGUCAUCCGCUCCAUCACCGCCUCCAAAAUGGUCUCCGGCGUCGAUUCCGCGAUCGCGAGCGGCAAGCUCACCAUCAAGGACGUGCGCGGCUUCCGGGAGUCUGGGGUUGACAUUGACAGCAUGGUAAACAAGGAGCUGCGCAUGAAGAUGUACAAGAAGCACAUUGAGACCCUGCUCUCCUCCGGCACCGGCAUCUUCGACGAGACCGAGGUCUACGAGACGCUCCCGAACAACCUGGGGCUCGACGUCGCGCGCGUGAAGAAGCUGGCGCAGGACCUCGCGAAGGAACGCAAGCGCGGCGCGCUUGUGCAGUCAAUCUCGCUUUUGCGCCAGAAGCGGCAGAAGGAGCUCGCAGCCGAGGUCCGGAACCUGAUUGCAGCGGACCGCGCAGCGCCGGAUGCAAAAGCGGAGUGGGGCGUGCAGGACGAGUUACUGGACUUGUACGGUGUCUUUUUGAGUGAGAAACCAACGGACGAGGAGAAACAAAGAUUAGCCCGGAUCUUGAAAAUCGACGACGACACAGCGAAAAGGUUAGACGAAGUCGUGAAGUCAGGGAAUUUCGAACUUGCAGAGGUGGAAGACGACAAUAGCAUCUUCUAGAACCGACUUUUUUACCGUAUUGGAAUGCCUUGAGGCACCUUCCCUAGCAGUCUUAAGUGUCACCGUCAUCCAUGUCUAAUCCACUUCGAU
Messenger RNA from Klebsormidium nitens, 3282 nucleotides. The record is from the annotation of a GenBank genome assembly. NCBI's taxonomy places the organism in Eukaryota, Viridiplantae, Streptophyta, Klebsormidiophyceae, Klebsormidiales, Klebsormidiaceae.